GUGACCGGAAGCUAGGAAUGGAGCGGUUUUGGUAAAACGUUUUGAAACAUAAACAAUUUCUCCGGGUCUUUCUGUUGUUUGUCAAGCAACGUUACGUAAAAAUAAACAUUCGUGACAUCAGCGAGAGAGUGUUGAGGCAAUGAGGGCCCUAACAGCAAAUCUCAGUGAGGAAAUGGGUUUUCAUUCCGGUUUCCCUGCCUAACCUGUCUGUGUUUGCGGGUUGGGGAUGACAGCUGGAACCGUGCUGCUUUGCCUCCUUUAAUGCAACACUAAUGACAUCGCCAUGGACGAUUCCGAGCUGGAUUUUGUGGACCUCUGCUCCAGAUUGCUGAAGCGCGUCCGCAAGAAAGAACCAGCCAGACCGAGCAAGAAGGCAGAAGAACAGCAGAGCUCCAGCCAAGCAACCCGGGGAGACAAGAGAACGGUUGAUAAGCAGGAUGGGGAUUCUCUGUCCGGGUUUUCAGCCACUGGGUCGGAGGUGGUCUGUGGAAGAACUGGGUGUGACUCAGGGGAUGCUGUUCAGUCUUCUGCUGUUCCUCCAGCUGACGCAAACCUGAGGGCAAAAGACAAAGUUCUUCUCAGGAUGCAGGAGUUUAAGAGAGCCAGUCCGCAGAAGAUGACGCACAGUAACAGAAUCGGGCCAGCAAAGAAGGACGUCUGUACUCUGACUGUACAGCAUCAGAAAGCAGGCAAUGCAACGAUUAUCCCAACCCAAACAAAGCCAUUUUUGCCCUCAGCGGCGUCGCCCCGCUCCGAUCCCCGCUCUGAGCCCCCAGAGAGUGACGAGGCGCUGGCCCUGCGGUUGCAGCGGGAGCUGGACAGGGAGGCGGCCGAGGCCCAGAUCGUGGACCUGGAGGACGGAGGCCUCUUCUUCUGUCAGAUCUGCCACCGGGACUUAUCACACAUGACCCCCGAAGGGCGCACACAACACCUCAACAGGUGUUUGGAUCAGAAUGAACAGAGCGCACCGUCUCUCCCCCCGCCCUCCGCUGUCCCCGACUGUCCCAUCUGCGGCAAGAAGUUCAAGAGCCAGAAGAGCCGCUCGGCCCACCUGAAGCGCUGCUCCGCAGACAUGGGCGUCUCCCCGGCCGUUCUGCUGCAGGCUCUGCAGAGACAGGCCGAGGAGAGCCGCAGUUCUGCCAACGCACACCUAGAGACGGGCGGCAUCAAGAGGAAAGCGCCGCCUCAGCCAGCGCUUCCAACGAGGAAGAAGCCCAGGAAGAAGUCCGACCGGCUGGACGAGGACACCAUGGUGGCUCUGGCUCUGUCCUCUUCCCUGCUGGAGCAGCAGAAGGAGCAGCAGGUUCAGAGCGGUCCGCCUCACAGCUCCGUGACUCCACUGCUGACGUGGAAGCCAGAUGCUGCUAAAGGACGUGUGAGAAAGAAAAAAGUAGCCGUCCCUCGUCCUCCGCCACUCCUCCUAGUUCAGGACGCAGAGACGGCCCUGGCGAGGCUGCAGGAACGAGUCUCUGCUCUCUUGCUUCGCCGCCGGGCGCCCUCUCCUCCCACCCCGACGAGAUGCCCCAGCAAGCUGCCCGGCUGGACAGGUGCUGCCCCCCUCUGGCGGAAAAGUACACUGCUGGAUGGAGGCUCCACCUGUCCGUCUCAGUUCUAUGCUGCGGAGCUCCAGCACCUGUUUACUACGGCAGACUUAUCAAAGCCAGAUGCGGUCUUAUCAAGCAGCAGCAACAAGCCAGAGUCUUCUGUCCCACCCGCCCUGCCCUCCUGCUCCCAGACCUCCUCUCCCUCUACUCCAGGGUGGGGAGAGCUACACGUGGGAAGCCAGGCCAUCCGAGACCUGAUGGAGCUGGCUGAAGACGGCAUGACUCUGACCCAAUACGGAUACGCUGACAAAGCCAAGCACCUGAGCGGUUUCAUCCAGGAGGAAGAGGAUCAGGCCGAGCCGUCGGACGACACCGCCGGCAGCAGCAGCCGGACAGUGAGGAGGUCAGACCAGCCAGAGGCAGAGCGAGACGCAGCCAGACAUGAGUCGGUGGCGCUCUCCAGGCUGUCCUCAGACCUGAGCAGCAUGGUCAACAACCCUCAGCUCAGUGACCUGCAGCUCCAGGUGGACAGUGGAGAGGUCUACUUCGCACAUUCCUUCAUGGUGUACGCUCGCUGCCCCCUGCUGGCUGAAAUGGUGCAUGAAAGUGGGUUCGGUGUGCAGGAGGAGGGCACGGCCGCAGCUCAGAGGGUGUUGCUAAGCGACGUACCGGGUCAGGCGGUGCUGGCUGUGCUGCGGUACCUCUACACCGCCCGCUGCUGCGUCGCUGCGUCGCUGCGGCCUCACGUCCUGGAGCUGGCAUCCAGGUUUGACCUGCAGGAGCUGGAGCGGCUGUGUCAUUUCCAACCGGAGAACAUGGCGGCGGCGGGAGACGACGGGCUCGACGUAAACCAGGAAGAAAACGUCAACAACCAAACGGACUGGGCCUUCGUGGAGCUCCUUCGAUCCAUGUGGAACGAGGAAGACUCGGAUGGAGGCGGACGGUCGGAGGAGGAUCGUCCAGAGGACGAGGUCGCCGCGGGCGACGGAGAAAUCGGCGAGGAGCGAGUGAAUGAGGAGGAGCUGGAGGAGAUUUAUGAGUUUGCCGCCACGCAGAGGCAGAGGGUGAAGGAGGAAGAGGAGGAGAAAGAUGCGGAACCGGAACCCGGCUCGGACCGCAGCUACAGUCGGCUUUUCUCCCAGUCCUGGGGCGGAGAGGCUUCAUCCUCGCCUCCUCUUCUUCCUCAUGAAGCGGCACCCAAACACUCUUGCAGGACUCUGCUUCAGUCGUCUGCAAGCAUCGCCGACGAACCCUCCCUCAACCUUCCCGUCCCCGGGCCGUCUCCGGGGCGACCGGCUCCGGAGGACCGACACGGGCGAGGCGAAGAAGCCACAGCAGAGAUCCGAGGUCGUCGCAGCGCCACCCCUUCGCCUGCGAGGAGAGACGAGGCCGAGCUCAUCGUUCUGUCCGACUCCAGCGAAGAGGCGGAAGCCGAUCGGAGCUUCACAGGGAUCAAACCCGGCCAGAACCCGAGUCCCACAGAAUCGGUCUGUGGCUCCCAGUUCUGUCCCGGCGAUCCCGCCGGGUGUUCGCCAGAGCUUUCCUGGCUCGUCCCUUCCACGCCCGUCAGGUCUCCGGUCGGAAGCACGAGGACCGCCUCCGUGCAGACCGACAGCAGCAUGUGCAGGACGCGGCUUUUCCCCAGAAUGGACCCGUCCCACACCUUCUCGCCGUCCAGGAACCCCAUCCCGACCUCCAGCACUCCUCUUAAAGCCUCCGCAGAACGCCAAGUUUCCCCAGACAAACGGAGGAGCACUGAAGCGUUUGGAGCAAACCGCUCCUUUAGAGAUUCCUCAAAGCACGAGGCUCCUCUGCAGCCACGCAGCAUCAGCAGCACGUCGGGUCAAAUGAAAGCGAGGACACACAUGUCCAACCCUUCAGGUCAGUCCUCGUCUUCUUCUCCUGUGGAGUCCGGCGUGCAGCCUGGCGUCAGCGACACGAACGAAGUAACGUCUGUCCCAGAUGUGAGGGACUCUAGUUUCCAGCAAAGUUUCAUGGAUGAGCCUCCGAUAGCUUUUAACGAUUCCUGGGGCCUGGACGCCUGCGCCGACGGCGACCCGGGCGGCUUCAGCCUGAAGCUGGACGACACCCGAGAGUCCAGCUCCGGAGGGAGACCCGAAGCGUCCAGACCGACAGCUGCAAGCAGCGUCCAGAACCCUGCUGCAGGUCCAGGCCCGCUGACCACGCCAGAGGUCCACAACGACCUGCUGGACUCCAAAAUAUGGGGCAGCUGGGAGGGCGAUGGAGGAGCAGGAGAGGAGGAAGACGAGGAGGAGGAGGAGGGUCUUCCUCUGUCUCAGAGAGCGAACCCGGCGGCUCUGCUCCAAACUCCAAAAUCGUGGAAGCAGACCCGGCGGCGCCCCCCGGUGGCCAUCACCCCCAUGCCUCACUACUCUGACAUGGACACGCCGGAGCUCAAGAACAAACUCAGCAGCUUCGGCGUGCGGCCUUUACCGAAGCGUCAGAUGGUCCUCAAGCUGAAGGAGAUCCACCAGUACACCCACCAGCUGACCAGCUCCGAGGAAGAGGAGGAGGAGGAAGGAGAAGAGGCGCCCCUGGGCAGGGCGGUGUCCUGCGCAAGGUUUAAAGAGCCGACGGCGCCCGCUGCUGCCGCGUCCCCCGUCAAAACGAACCAAGAGGAAGCCGGCGAUCCGCUCUCUGCCUCCCAGGGCUCAAACGCCUCGUCCACCGCCGCCAGCGACGAGUCGGAAAGCAGGUCCAACCCUGAGCUGGUUCUCUCCUCCGACGGCGACUCGGACAGCGACGUGUCGUCCUCUCAGGCCGCCUCGCGCCUCCAGGACCGCCUCCAGGCGGUGCGCUCCUUCAUCCUGUCCGACUCCGACCUGUACGGUCGGAUCCUCCAGUACCAGCCUCUGGUUCUCUCCCAGCUCCAGCAGCAGCUGAAGGCGGCGGGGAUCCGCCUGGGCGCCGCCAAGCUGGUGGACUACCUGGACUCGCAGUGCAUCACCUUCACCACGGCCAAGCCGGGCCACCACGCGGCCGGCCGCAGGCGGGGGGCGUGGACGGGCCGGGGGGCGAGGGGAGGCGGCAGGAAGAACGGAGCUUUAAAACGUUAGCAGAGAAUUUUGAUGUAGAAAAUGUGAAAAAAAUAAUUGUCUGGUUAAAACUUGUUUUAAAUUCUGAGGCGUUUACACCAAUUUAAACUUUGUAAAUACUUGAUUUUUUUUUUUUUUUAAAUUGGUUUCAGGUUUUAGGAGUUAACUUUUCAUAUGUUGCAUUGUAUUGUUAAAAAUAAAUCAGAAGUGUUUGUUA
Messenger RNA from Poecilia latipinna (sailfin molly), 4817 nucleotides. It is a transcript of the gene slx4, whose product is annotated as SLX4 structure-specific endonuclease subunit homolog (S. cerevisiae). Gene Ontology annotation, cellular component: Slx1-Slx4 complex; nucleus. The record is from RefSeq and is a predicted model, not a curated record. NCBI's taxonomy places the organism in Eukaryota, Metazoa, Chordata, Actinopteri, Cyprinodontiformes, Poeciliidae. Gene Ontology annotation, biological process: DNA replication; DNA repair; resolution of meiotic recombination intermediates. Bases 284 to 4621 code for a protein of 1445 amino acids. The transcript has 15 exons. Gene Ontology annotation, molecular function: protein binding.